AUGUAUAACUUGAGCUGUUACAACCCCAGUUCCUUCAUCCUUCUUGGAAUACCUGGCCUGGAAAAGUUUCACGUCUGGAUUGGGAUUCCCUUUUGUGCCAUCUAUGUAGUGGCUCUUGCGGGCAACUGCACCCUCAUCUACCUCAUUGUGGUUGAGCACAGCCUCCAUGAGCCCAUGUUUCUCUUCCUGUCUUUGCUGGCCACCACGGAUCUCAUCUUGUCCACCGCCACUGUGCCUAAACUGCUCACUAUCCUCUGGCUUGGCUUGCGAGAAAUAACCUUCUCUGGCUGUCUCACUCAGAUGUUCUUCCUCCACUUCAGCUUUGUGGUAGACUCAGCCAUCCUGUUGGCCAUGGCAUUUGACCGCUAUGUGGCCAUUUGUUUCCCCUUGAGAUACGCCACCAUCCUCACUCCACAGCUGAUUGUCAAGUUGAUGGUGACCAUUGUGGUGAGGAGCUUCCUGGUUAUCCUGCCAGUAGUUUUUCUGCUGAAACGGCUACCCUUUUGCAGGACUCACAUCAUUCCACACACGUACUGUGAGCACAUAGGUGUAGCUCGGCUUUCCUCUGCCGACAUCUCCAUCAACAUCUGGUACGGAUUUGCUGUGCCUAUCAUGACAGUCAUCACGGAUGUGAUAUUUAUUGCUGUUUCCUACAUCUUCAUCCUCCGUGCUGCUUUUCAACUCUCAUCCCAGGGUGCCCGCCAGAAGGCCCUGAGCACCUGCGGCUCCCAUGUCUGUGUUAUCCUCAUGUUCUACACUCCCGCCUUUUUCUCCAUCCUUGCUCAUCGUUUUGGGCAUGGUGUCCCUCGGAAUGUGCUCAUCUUGUUUGCCAACUUCUAUGUGGUCAUCCCUCCUGCUCUGAAUCCUAUUGUUUAUGGAGUAAAGACCAAACAGAUCCAGGAAAAAUUUCUUCUACUCUUCUCAUUUCAGAAGACACAAUGA
Messenger RNA from Lepus europaeus (European hare), 942 nucleotides. Its product is annotated as olfactory receptor 52H1-like. The record is from RefSeq and is a predicted model, not a curated record. Gene Ontology annotation, cellular component: membrane. Lineage: Eukaryota; Metazoa; Chordata; Mammalia; Lagomorpha; Leporidae. Bases 1 to 942 code for a protein of 313 amino acids. Gene Ontology annotation, molecular function: G protein-coupled receptor activity; olfactory receptor activity. The transcript has a single exon. Gene Ontology annotation, biological process: G protein-coupled receptor signaling pathway.